CAACCCACGCCUGCACCGCUCCAACGCUCAGCCCUUAUGAGAACACGGACCGCUCCACCGCGGCGUGUUGCCCCCAAGGCCCCCAACUGCACGCAUAUCAAUAUGGACCGCAUUUAUGGCCGGGACCAGAAUUGUUAUGUUUGUGGGCGCGAACCUUCCAUCGGAUUCCUCUAUGUCUGUCGUCAGGACGAUAAGGUUGUACCGGACACCCCCCUGGAAGGUCCUCGAGUCGCCCACGGUACCUUGGAUGACCACUACCAUGAUGAAGGAUUGAAGUCAGAUUUGCGUCGAGAGCUAGAAGGAAUUGGAUUGAGUCAAUAUGUCAUUAGCGCCGCUGAACGAGGGGAGUACACGGCGCAGCAGCUUAAAAAGCUCAAGCUGCAGAAACUCGAGCUCAAACAAGCUAUCUCGGAUAUUCCGCAAACAUGCACUUUCCGGGCUUGCCACACCUGCCGUCCGUAUUAUAGAGACCGCGUCUACACAUCUUUUCACGCCGUCCUUCGCAACGAGCUCCCACCAUUAACUGCAUUCGACGUAUCCAUGCUCCCAACAAAGUCUGCCUCUAUCCUCAAAACCAUUGGUUUGCUCACCACCCCCACUGACAAUGACCCUUCGCCCGUCCCGCUACACCAACCUUCCUCCACGGACUCCACAACUUUGACGACCUCGCGUCUCAGCGUUCUCACCUUCAGAACCUCCCAAACAGACAUCUCGGAACUCCGACGCAUGCACCGCCCACGGAAGCGCUUCUACAACCUCGGUGCCAGAAACUCAGCUUCUAUUGCAGACAGCUUAUCUAAACAACUGUCCUGGCGCGCAGGCCUCAAGACAGCCAUUCAGGGCAUCUUCAAAUCUACUCGAGAAUCUAGCAGUGAAGGAUCCACCAUUACGCUUCCCGUUUCUCGAAUGAGUACCGUGCGACACGGCAUCAAAGAACUGGGUGAUCUCGACCUAGGCAGCCUGCGCCACGUGAAACGGCAAAAGGAUCGUAUGGACAUGAGGAAUGAAGUUGGUAUCGAAGCCACCGAAGGCGUGAGGCGGCAUAGUGUAGACGACGGGUCAGAGUCUGCCUCAGAACUCACCGUCUACAGCCGUGCAUCAGAAGCCGGGAGCGAAGUUGAAGUUGAAGGAGGUGUCGCGCUGACGGAAGAGGCUGUCGAGACGCAUACCCCAGAUAUCUUGAAUGUGGAAGAUGUGCAUGCUGACAUCGAACCGAUCAUGACACAGGUUUAAGCUAGAGAGCUAAUUUUUGUAGUGGUCUUGGCACGCAUAUUGGGAAUCAAAAUGGAGUACGACGGAGGAGGGGUCUGGAGAUGUGGCAAUUCAUUAUCAAUCACUAUACCCAAGGCCGCAUUCUUUCGGCGUUUGGAUUGAGGGAAUUUGGACCUUCAUACCGACAGGUCAGGCGUAUGCAUGGACCGUAUUCAUCCAUGUAGAUGCUUAUAUUCAUUGGCUGAACAGUGCCAUGGGCGAACUGUGCAUACCUAAUAACGACCUGUACCAUCACAAUCCUCGGUGCAAUGGGAAACUAAAAGAGUACGUUGAUGUGAAUACAUGACGGUGAUUGUUCG
Lindgomyces ingoldianus is the source of this 1571-nucleotide messenger RNA. RefSeq lists its product as uncharacterized. The transcript is spliced from 3 exons. Lineage: Eukaryota; Fungi; Ascomycota; Dothideomycetes; Pleosporales; Lindgomycetaceae. The coding region runs from base 37 to 1233 and encodes 398 amino acids. The record is from RefSeq and is a predicted model, not a curated record.